AUGAUUAUAUGCAAAACUGGAACUGUCGAUAACGUUGCUUUAACCAGCCACAUGACGCGCCCCAAAGGCAGACUGAGGAAAUGCACGUAUUGCGAACGUGUGUUCACGAAAGAGGAACACUUGAAGCGGCACGAGAGAAGUCACACCGGUGAGAAGCCUUUCAAGUGUUGUAAAUGCGGUAGGAGCUAUGCUAGAAGUGACGUUCUAUUCCGGCACUCUCAAACGCACUUCUCGACAAGCAACAACGGCCAAAACGAAUAUGGGCCUGGACACCCAUCCUCAGAUAGUAUUCAGAUUGGCCAUGUUAAUGAACCAUGCCGCGAUGAUGGAAACAUUUCAAUCUCACUCCCAGAGCGACAAAUAAGUGGAUCUCUGGACCCAGCCGUUUCCAGGGCCCAACACCGCAAGUCCACAGCGUCACUUCGGCAUUUGUCGUCCACUCCAAGCUCCGCGAUGCCAUUGCCAACUACAGAAACUCAUGUAAACGAUAUUCUGGGGCCACAAAAGCGACAAAGGCUUUCACCGCACUCUCAGCAUAUUCCGGAAAAUAGCCGAGGAAGUUCAAUGGCUCAACCCACUUGCACAAUCUCCGACAUGCUUCUACCGCAGCUCAACAUCGACCAAGUCUCGACCUUUACUGGGAUAGGGUCUAUAGAACUCAGCCAACAAGGUAUCCCUGGAAGUUUUGACAACUCUAGCAUGUUUUCGUUCGGGACGGGACAGAUGCCAGGUUUCGGUGACAUGCACUUUACCUACGAUGCAAUAGAUGACACCGAUUUGAAUAAUUCUGGCUUCCCAUAUUCGGUACCAACCACGAGUACUACCUCAUGUAGCCAGGUGUCCAGAAGUGGUGGGCUCAUGACCAUAUCAGCCUGUCAGAUGCAGAAAGUACAACGAAUCUGGGCGAGACAGCGACCCAAGGUGCUUGAACCUAUCCAUAGUCGUUUAUGGGAUGCAGUGAUUGAGCAUGAUGCCGAUAAUAUUUUCACGAAGCCACAGCAGAGCAUCAACCUCAAAGACUAUCCACCAUCGGGACGCAAUAUGGAUCAAGCAUGUAGAAAUCGUCUGAUUCGGUACUGUGACAAUCUUGACGGAUCAUAUGGCUCGUCAACAACUCCUGAUAAGGCUUUCGUGCCUUCUGUGGAUCUACUCGACUCAAGUUUGGACUUGUAUUUCCAAUUCUUCCAUCCGGUCUUGCCAUUCAUACACAGGAGCACUUUUGAUGCUAGAGAUGCGCCGAGCUCGCUGUUGCUGGCAAUGUGUUUAGUUGAGUGGUUGUUAAUUCUGUUGCAGAAAUUGUUACCCGCCUGCCUCCACGAUUUGAUGUCUCAUACACUGCUGAAGAGUGCAUUACCUGAUAUCCUCACCAUCCUCGCUACUGCACUCAUCACAGCCUACUUAUCCUUGGGCUUUCGCGUACAUAGUCACCCUUUUCGAAUCUCUGGAGCAGUCACUGAGUUUUCACAGGAUGAGAUUGAUAUACAUGAAUCAUACACAGUCUGUAUACAGAUGCUUCGUACGGCUGAUGUACAAGGCCUCUUCAUGGCUGGAUAUGGUGACGAUCCGAUUCUCAAAGUGAGACAAGAAGCACAAAACCCAGACAAUCUCUGGAAGGCAUGGGCACGAGUUGAAUCUAUUAAACGCCUUACAUGCUGCCUUCUCUACUUAGACAUGGCCUAUUCCCGGCUGACGAGCACAUCCGGGGUUAUUGCAAUAGAGAAGGUCGAAAUAUACUUGCCGUGUGACGAUGCUCUGUUCGAAGAUGUAACGACAACCACGGCUUUUUUUCGCUCGGUGCAGCAAGGUGCACGUAUGACAAUGCCUCGAAUGAAUUCCCGAAGUUUCCACGUCUUGUCACCGUCUAAGCUCAAUCGAAAUUCUACUCAGAUCCUCCUCCGUUCUCUCUACCUCAGGUUGAUAGCUGCCACAGCCAGACUUUCAGAAAGGAAUGGGCGAAGCGACCAUUUCCGGUCUAACAGCCUUGCUGAGAGCUUUCUAACGGCUGAGGAUUACAAGGCCAUCGUUGCUGACGUUGUAUUGCUGCCAAAGGCGCAUGCCAGCUUCUUGAGUGAACGACAUCAGAACAAUGCGCUAGGCUGGCAUUAUCUGUGCAUUCUACUGACAACGGACGUUAACCUUUUGGAAAUCGCGUGUGGUCGUGAUGGGUUGGAAGCUGCUGAGGACUCUCUAAUUCAUGUUUUCAGAUGGUCGCAGUCAGGUAGUGCUCGCAGGGCACUUCUCCAUGCGGCACAAGUAUUCAGCAUCUUGGAUUCGUGCCUCAUCCGCGAAUCAUACCUGACUAGACCGGACUUGGUGCUAUUUGUCUCGGCACUGGUUAUAAGUCAAUACUUUCUAGUUACGAGCUUCAUGAAUGGUGGCUCUGGUGGACCUGUUUUUGAGCUGUUGCGUGACGUAGAUUGGAGUACCAUCGGAGACGAAGGGUUUGGGCGAGUCACCGGGCAUCUACCGCCAAUCACUGAACGCGAAAGAGUCAAGUCAAACCCCAUCCUUGAAUUCAUAAACAAAGGUGGUUCUGUCUCGUUUGCGGGAGAAUUACAAGAGCUUGGGAGCGUGGCUGCUAAGAAGAUUGCCAGGAAGUUUGCUCAUCUUAUGGAUGGCUUUGGCAGAUGGGAUGGAUGUAGCUAUUCUCAACUCUUGAGAGUAAUGACUGGGUUCACGCAUGAAUCUUAG
Messenger RNA from Fusarium mangiferae, 2691 nucleotides. RefSeq lists its product as uncharacterized. Lineage: Eukaryota; Fungi; Ascomycota; Sordariomycetes; Hypocreales; Nectriaceae. Gene Ontology annotation, biological process: regulation of transcription by RNA polymerase II; DNA-templated transcription. The record is from RefSeq and is a predicted model, not a curated record. The transcript has 6 exons. Gene Ontology annotation, cellular component: chromatin. Gene Ontology annotation, molecular function: zinc ion binding; RNA polymerase II cis-regulatory region sequence-specific DNA binding; DNA-binding transcription factor activity, RNA polymerase II-specific. Bases 1 to 2691 code for a protein of 896 amino acids.